This is a messenger RNA of Lodderomyces theae, 783 nucleotides long. RefSeq lists its product as uncharacterized. Gene Ontology annotation, molecular function: microtubule plus-end binding. Gene Ontology annotation, cellular component: nucleus; cytoplasm; microtubule plus-end. The record is from RefSeq and is a predicted model, not a curated record. Gene Ontology annotation, biological process: cytoplasmic microtubule organization. The transcript has a single exon. Lineage: Eukaryota; Fungi; Ascomycota; Pichiomycetes; Serinales; Debaryomycetaceae. The coding region runs from base 1 to 783 and encodes 260 amino acids.
AUGAGUGACAUCAGUAUAUUCAUCACGUCGGACUUGACCUCAUCUGAAAGAAGAGUGUCCCCACAAUGGUCGCUAGAAUAUUUCAAACAGAAACUUGAACUAAUUACGGGAGUUGAGCCUCGAAAUCAAUUACUCCAGUAUUUUCCCAACAAAUAUUCCAAUGAGUACGUCCAACUUCCAUCACAGCAGCAGCGGAAUGAUGAACGGGAUGUACGCUUGAGCGAAUUGGGGUUGAAAGAGUACAGUCGCAUACAUGUCAUUGACAUGGAUCCCAAUUCCACUGCCAAUCAAAUCUCCUCCACCAUUUCACCAGCAGGGGGAAACAUACUUGAUGCAAAUGCGGAAUACCAAAUGCUGGAAGAAGAGUAUCAGAAACGAAACAAUACGGUGUUGAAGUGGAAACAAGAACAAAACUUGGGUCGAUUUGAUCCUGAAUACGAACUACUCCAAAAACACAUAGCUGAAGAAAACGCUGCAAAAUUGGCCACUAUCCACAUCAAUGACCGGUGUCGUGUGAUUAACAUUGAAGGUGAGAGAAGAGGCAUUGUGCGGUUUGUUGGCAAGAUUGAGCAUUUGGAUCUGGGUAAACUGGACUGGGUGGGGAUUGAAUUUGAUGAGCCGGUGGGGAAAAAUAGCGGUGAUAUUGCCGGGGUGCCGGUGUUUGUGUGUCGACCAAACCAUGGGAGUUUUGUCAAGCCGAAACAAGUUGAAGUUGGUGAUUUCCCCGAAUUGGACCCAUUUGCUGCUGCUGGUGAUGAUGAUGAUUCAAAUGAAGAGUUAUAG